UUCAUAAUUCUCUCCCUAGCUACCCCACCCCUCCAACCCUGUUUGUAUUCCAAGAAGUGCUGUUUGCUUGGUGAUAGUAAAAAAAACAUAAUGGGCCAGAUCUGACACAGUAGAAAAAUUCUUGAUGGAAGUCAGAAGACCUGGGCUCACAUGCUACCUAUUAUACUUCAGUACCUAUGUGAUUGUAGGCAGAUUACUUCACCUUCAAGUCCACAUCUGUAUUUAGAGGGUUGGAUCACAUGGUCUCUAAAGUCUUUUCUAGCUCUAGAUAUGUGAUCUUAAUAUGUCUCCUUAACUUCAUUUCUAAAUAUUGUUAAUAUGUCUUCUUUUCCAAAUCACUGAAUAUUUAAUAAGUACCUGCCAUGGAAAAGUCAUCAUCUUGGGCUUCCAAGGAGUUUAUUAUGUUUCUUUUAGGGGUGGGGGAUAUAACACAAAUGCAGAGAAGCCAAUAUUAGAUAAUUUGGGGAAGGAAUAGUGAAAGGCUUUCCAUCCCAUCCUCUAGUAGUUUCAGGUUAAUUUUUUCCAUCUUAUAACUAGAUCUUUUCUUUUUAUCUUUAUUAUCAAGGAAGUCUUGAAAAUGCUAUUCUACCACUCUAUGUGUGAGUAUAUAGCUAACUUUAUUGCUCUAAACAGCUUCCCAGAAAAGAUAACAAACUAAUCAUUAGUAAAAUAAGAAAUUUUGCUUCUUCUCAGGCUUUUGAAAUCAUUUUAGCUUCUGUUAUCUUGAAGUUAAUUGUCUAACUUGUUAUAUAAGCCUAUGGUGAUAUGACAUAUAAUUCCAUUUAAAAAAAAUUAUGUGUCUAUUGUUCUUCAGUGAACAAUAGUGAGAAUAAUAGUAUUUAGGAAAGUAGAGUACAAGUUACUGGAAAUCAAAGCUGAUGCCUUUUAUGAUUUCUUUUGUGACCUGGAAUUUUAGCAAUAGGAUCUCUUAAUAAUAAAACAAGGUCAGUUUUACUUCUCUGAUUUCUAAGGCUGUUAUAAGAAAGAAUUGUAAAAAUUUGUACAUCUCUCUUACAUCCUGUAAUCUUCAAAGCCUCAUUACUUUUAGAGAUUAACUGAUAGUGCAUCAUUUCAUUCCAAAACAAUACUAAGGCAGCAAUGACCUUGAAAUCAAUCAAUAUUUAUUUUGGAACUGAUAUAUUUGUAGUGUUGUUUUCUGAUGUACUGGUCUGAUUAUUCUAUAUUCCUUCCUUUCUCCACCUUCCCUGUUUAUGGAGAGAAGUAGAGGAUAAAAAUAAUUUUUUUUUUCUUUUAACAGAAAAUAUUUAUCCAGAAGUUUGAAGUUAUAUAAUUUUCAGAUUUAGUGACUUUGCUUAGCCCUAGAAUUGUGUGCUUUUACAUAACUAGAUCUCUCUUCUGCUGAUGGUUCUGGGAGUGUGGCCAUUGUCUCUAUGGUCUCCCCCUAUGUUAGGGGCUUCAUACUUUAAAUCAAAUUAGGAUGGAAACAACAGUCGGCUUGAUUCCUUGAAGUCAGUGGAAAGGGACAGAAGGCUUUAGCUUUCAAGGAAUUAGACUUCUAGAAAUCAGUAUCAAUAUUUGAUAAUCAUCCAGGAACCACAGGGUUUAAGGGGAAACUAUCUCUCUUUCCCCUCUUGAGGAAGGUUUUGUGAGGUUCAUUUCUGGGUCAAGAAAGCAGAUACUGCAUGUUCAGUAAGGCAUAAACUGUGGCUCAGGCCUCCCUGCCUUCACUCCCAAGUGGAAAUGGCAUCAUCAAGUCUGAUGAGUCACCUCACUGUAGGACUGAGAGAAUAUUAUUUUAUCAUCCCAGUCUUCCCAACCAAAACUGUCUUUCUCUCUAAGAUUACCUUUCUCUUUUUUCUCUUUCUUUUCUACAUCUUCACCAUCAUUUUCUGUGUGUGUAUAGGUGAGCUCAUUGCUGUCUCUAUUAGGGGAAAGAAUUAGGUCUAGACAACUUCCUAGAAAAGAUAACUGACCAUCAAUAAAAAUAAAUUUUGCUUGAAUACUCUAUCUAUCUAUCUAUCUGUCUAUCUAUCAUCUAUCUAUACCUAUCUUGAAUGUACCUACUUACGUCCUUAUUAUACCUCUUUAUUAGAUUGUAAAUCUUUUCAGGAGAGAGACUGUUUCAGCUUUUUCUUGGUAUCUUUAGUACUUAGCACAAUGUCUGGUACACAGCAAACAUUUAAUAAAUGCUGGUUGAUGGAUUUCUGCUACCCAAUGUGGAUAACUUUUAACUAUUCCUCCAACCUUUUCUGUCCUGGGUGACUUAGUUGGUUAAGAACUUUGUUCCCAGGGGUUUUGUCAAUUAUGGUGUCAUCUUAACAUAGAGAGUAGGGAUAAUGAAAGAAAAGCAGAUGACUGGUUGAUUAAAUAAAGUAAUACAUCUGCUUGAUCAAAAAAAGUUCUCUUCUAGUUAUGAGAUGACCCAUAGAAAGAAAGUGUGGUGGAAUUGGCCAUUAGAUUAAAUUAGAUAAUAAUAUCUUAUUAUUAUUAUUUUUUUAAAGGUUGAUGGUAACAACUAUCCCUAAUCUGAGGACAGAAACUUCUGUAGGAUUUGUCCGAUUCAGGAAUAAUGCUUUUCUUUUUCUUUACUUCCUUAGGUUAUAUCUCCUGUGGAACCUCCUCCCCUUUCCAAACAAACUUGUGUUACUUAUUUUGAGUGUGUAAUAGAGUCCUGGGGCCUUUUGCAGACAUCUAAAGGUAGCGGUGCUACUGCCGUGGUCCAGGCUGCACUAUGCAAACCCCGCCAAGAACGAGUUGCAAUAAAACGCAUCAACUUAGAAAAAUGCCAGACGAGCAUGGAUGAGUUACUAAAAGAAAUCCAAGCCAUGAGCCAGUGCAGCCAUCCCAACGUAGUGACCUAUUACACCUCUUUUGUUGUAAAGGAUGAGCUUUGGCUGGUUAUGAAAUUAUUAAGUGGAGGUUCAAUGCUGGAUAUCAUAAAGUAUAUUGUCAAUCGAGGAGAGCACAAGAAUGGAGUCCUGGAAGAAUCAAUAAUAGCUACAAUUCUUAAAGAAGUUUUGGAAGGCUUAGAUUAUCUCCAUAGAAAUGGUCAAAUUCACAGGGAUUUGAAGGCUGGUAAUAUUCUUUUGGGUGAAGACGGUUCAGUGCAAAUAGCAGAUUUUGGUGUUAGCGCUUUUUUGGCAACAGGAGGUGAUGUUACUCGUAAUAAAGUAAGGAAAACAUUUGUGGGCACCCCUUGUUGGAUGGCACCUGAAGUUAUGGAACAGGUGAGAGGCUAUGACUUCAAGGCUGAUAUGUGGAGUUUCGGAAUAACAGCCAUUGAAUUGGCAACAGGAGCUGCACCUUAUCACAAAUAUCCUCCUAUGAAAGUACUAAUGUUGACAUUGCAAAAUGAUCCUCCUACUUUAGAAACUGGAGUAGAAGACAAAGAAAUGAUGAAAAAAUAUGGCAAGUCCUUUAGAAAAUUACUUUCAUUAUGCCUUCAAAAGGAUCCUUCUAAAAGGCCCACAGCAGCAGAACUUUUAAAAUGCAAAUUCUUCCAGAAAGCCAAGAAUAGAGAAUAUCUGAUUGAAAAGCUGCUCACAAGGACACCAGAUAUAGCACAGAGAGCCAAAAAGGCUGAGCAGAAUCCUGGGAAAACAAGCAUGAUGUCAGGUUCUGAAAAAGAGCAAGAUGGCAACCGAAGGGUUAGAAGGGUUCCUGGAUCCAGUGGUCAUCUUCACAAGACAGAAGACGGAGACUGGGAGUGGAGUGAUGACGAAAUGGAUGAAAAGAGUGAAGAAGGAAAAUCAGCAUUUUUUCAGGAAAAGUCACGAAGAGUAAAAGAAGAAAAUCCAGAGAUUACAGUGAAUGCCAGCAGUAUACCCGAGCAGAUACAGUCACUUUCUAUAAAGGACUCUAAGGGUCAGCCUAAUAUUCAUGAAGGAUUUACAGAAACUUCUUGUGCUGUGAAUCUUGUUUUAAGAUUAAGGAACUCCAGAAAGGAACUUAAUGACAUACGAUUUGAGUUUACUCCAGGAAGAGACACGGCAGAUGGCGUUUCUCAGGAGCUGUUCUCUGCAGGCCUGGUUGAUGGUCAUGAUGUAGUUAUAGUUGCUGCGAAUUUGCAGAAGAUUGUAGAUGACCCCAAAGCAUUAAAAACAUUGACAUUUAAGUUGGCUUCUGGCUGCGAUGGGGCGGAGAUCCCCGAUGAGGUGAAGCUAAUUGGCUUUGCUCAGUUGAGUGUCAGCUGAUGCUUGUGGCUGGAUGUCAUCCUCAGGCCCCCACCCACCCUCAUCCCCAGCAAAAUCAGAAGAUUGUGAAGAGACCUGCUUAGAUGAGAAGGGGGAAAAGAAUGAAACACAACAGAACCCCAACACCACCAUCACCACCACCACCACCACCCACCACUCACCGAGUUCUGCAUCAUGCUCCAGCAACUCACAUCGGAAUCAGCAAAUCCCACAGCUGCACAAUUGCUGCUAACUUGUCCAAAAGCUAUUCAAUGUUCUGAGCAACCAAUUUGGAUCUCCCCUAACUGAAACCAAUCUGGAAAUGCACUCAGGUGGCCCUAUUUAUUGGUAAUAAAAGGAAUUUUCUAUCAGAAACGUAUUUCUUCUUUCCUUGUAAAAUUUCUGUGAUAAUACUUUAAUUGUACAUCUGACAAUACUGCCUCUUUUAUGUUGUAUUUAGAAAUUAAUAUACUUAUAAAAAUUAAGAUUUAUUAGCCAAACUUGAAUUCUAGUUUUAAAACUGACUGUGAAUUUUAUUUUUCAUAUAUUUAUGCUUUACACAUCUUACCUAUAAGGAAAACAAUGGUUUGAUUAUGUGCUUACUUGCAGUUAAUCUCCUAUUAUUUAAAGAAAUAAAAAAAGUUUCAGGUAUAUCUUUGGAGUAUUUGUAACUUCUAGUUUUUGAAAUGACUGAAUUAGGAAUUAGGAAGCAUAUUAUGUUGGUUUGUCUAUAAACCAAUCUACAAGCUGAUUGUCUCUAGGGAGUGGGAGGUGCCUUGCAGACAUUAAUAUUAAGAAUGUGCCUGAGGCUGCUUUGUUCUAAAAUAGUCUCAGUUCUAGGAGUUUCACAUGCAUCCAGUCAAAUACAUACAUUUGGCUUAAGUUUUGCUUUCCUGGGGCUUCUACGAGCUAGAAUACUAUAUGAUGUUUCCAUCAAGCUAGACCGCUAACUGCCCAUCUCUGAUUUGGCUUCUUAAGUAAUAGGACUUGUUUCUACAAAGAUUAAAAACUUGAAAAAGAAAAAGAAAAAAAAAUACAAACAAGAAUCUGAGCUUUACUUGAAAUUCUGCAAAAUACCAAGAUGGAGAGAAAAUAAUAGAAAGGGCUUUGUGCAAUGACUAACAGGUAAAUUGCUGUUAGGUUUCAAGGAUAAAUGUUUUUUGGCCCAAGUAGCCCUCUGCUUAACCUGUGACAUAUCUAGAUAUAUAUUACGGAACUAGUUUAAAAAAAAAAAAUCUUAGGAUUUUCAAAAUUGGAGUAUCCUGUCAAGGAGGUAGACUCCUUGAACUAUACCAUGACUCUUUCCUAGCUAACCCUAGAUAUGGCAGCUCUUUAAAAUGUACUUUAAAACAGCAAAUAUAUAUUACUAAGAAAAGUUAUUUAUAAUUGCCUUGUCAUAAUUGUUAAGGUGUUCUAGAGCCAUUUGCAUACAACUUAAUGUAAUUUCAUUCCAUUCUAUUGUUUACACGAUUACUCAAAGAUGACUGCAAAGGUAAUGGAGAAUAAAAGUGUAUUGCACAAA
This is a messenger RNA of Sarcophilus harrisii (Tasmanian devil), 5655 nucleotides long. It is a transcript of the gene STK39, whose product is annotated as serine/threonine kinase 39. NCBI's taxonomy places the organism in Eukaryota, Metazoa, Chordata, Mammalia, Dasyuromorphia, Dasyuridae. The transcript has 19 exons. Bases 2757 to 4154 code for a protein of 465 amino acids. The record is from RefSeq and is a predicted model, not a curated record. Gene Ontology annotation, molecular function: ATP binding; protein serine/threonine kinase activity. Gene Ontology annotation, biological process: protein phosphorylation.